CGACCCCGCGGAAUCCUAGCUUGUCUCUUCGUAUAUCCACUUCGGCCUCUUGGCCGAUAAUUUGGCCUCUCAUCUUGAUGUCACUUGAUUUUAUUAGACGGGAAUACAAGUUCUUACCUCCAGGAAAGACAGCUACCCCUGAUAGAUUUCUAUACAAUAUAUUCCCUCUUCUGAUAAACACCAACUAUAGAUGUGAGGCAUUAGGUAGGAUUCAAGAUGAGAUUAUUCCCCAACGCCUGGCAGUUCCUCUCGGGGACGAAGAAGGACUCAAAGUCAAAACCUCCUUGUCUCCUUUCGAUCAGAUCCUCAACUACCCUAAUAGUACUUACCGUGGGCUUGGCUAUCUUCACCGAUAUCUUCUAUUAUGCGUUGAUCGUUCCGGUCAUCCCCUUUUCGCUCACCGUUCAAGUUGGAAUCGCCGAGGAUCAAGUGCAACACUGGACAUCGAUUCUUCUAGCCUGCUAUAGUGUAGCCUUACUCAUCGGCAGUCCUAUUGCUGGACUGUAUGCCGAUCACACGUCGUCGCGACGAUGGCCUUUGCUGAUCGGACUAAUCGCACUUGCUGCGUCGACUCUGUUGCUAUGUUUUGGUAACUCGAUAGGCCUCCUGGUCUUGGGCCGAAUUCUCCAAGGGUUUAGUGCGUCUAUCGUCUGGAGUGUAGGAUGUGCGCUUCUUGUUGACACCAUGAAGAGCGCGGUAGGCGUUGCUAUGGGGUACGUCGGCGUAGCGAUGAGUGUCGGACUGCUUAUUGCUCCCGUGAUCGGCGGUUCGGUCUACGCUGCAGCAGGCUAUUAUGCUGUUUACUACAUCGCCUUUGGCGUCGUUGCAGUAGAUAUCUUACUACGACUACUGAUGAUCGAGAAGAAGGUUGCUAGACAAUGGAUAAAAGAGGAUGAGACACCUGGUCCUUCAGAAGAAAGGGCGAAUCAGGUCGACAUGGAGACGGGCAACUCACCCAUCACGCCGAGUCUCCAAGGUCGCGCGGAUUCCAUUGAAGCAAGCGGAGAACACAAUCUUGCAGAGCCGGGUCCAAGGGAUAAGAGCCAGCUUCAAGAUAAUAAUAAUGAAGAAAAACGGAUCGAAACUGCGGAUAUACCAAACCGAGAUUCGGUGGCCCCCCCGGAAACGAUUAGCAUAUGGUGUGCUUCUAAGAGCCUUUUGAAAUCCACGAGGCUAUUUGCCGCACUAUAUUGUCUCCUCGUCGAGUCCGGCAUCAUGAUGGGGUUCGAUGCCACAUUAGCUUUAUUCGUCCAGCGCACCUUUGGUUGGAAUUCUACAGCUGCCGGAAUUCUAUUUCUAGCAAUAUUUCUCCCAGGUUUCAUCUCCCCGUUGGUUGGUUGGCUCGCGGAUAAGUAUGGUGCUAGGUGGCCGUGUUUCUUUGGGUUCUGUGUUUUAAUACCCUUACUUGUGUGUCUCCGUUUCGUCACGCAGAAUAGCAUUCAGCAUAAGGUACUUCUUUGCUUCUUACUUGCCCUGCUAGGCAUCGCACUAGCAUUCGCAAAUGUUCCUCUCAUGGCCGAGAUCACCUACGUUAUCGAGGCGAAAGUCGCUGAGCAACCAGGAAUAUUUGGAGAUAAAGGUGUUUACGGACUCGGUUACGGGCUUUUUAACGUGGCGUUUUCUCUUGGAGGAGUUGUAGGGCCGUUAUGGGCCGGUUACGUUGUAGAGUCAGCAGGAUGGGGAACCCUGACUUGGAGCUUUGCUAUCUGGGCAGCAUCAGGGGCAAUAGUGGCUUAUUUCUGGCUUGGCGGGAAAGGCACAAAGGUAGAGAGGACAGACACAAGUCAACAGGAAGAGACUGCAAGUUAAUCACCUAUCAUCGAGAGUCCAGCAGCGUAGUUACGUCAAGCUUUCAACAUAAUAUCUUUACGAGUCACUGCUGCCAGCCAUGGCUAACCCCGAUGACUACACUAUCGGCUGGAU
Molecule: messenger RNA, 1923 nt
Organism: Daldinia loculata
Lineage: Eukaryota; Fungi; Ascomycota; Sordariomycetes; Xylariales; Hypoxylaceae
Product: MFS general substrate transporter
Exons: 4
Coding region: 217-1809 (530 amino acids)
Biological process (GO): transmembrane transport
Molecular function (GO): transmembrane transporter activity
Source: RefSeq, a predicted model, not a curated record